Molecule: messenger RNA, 648 nt
Organism: Coffea arabica (coffee)
Lineage: Eukaryota; Viridiplantae; Streptophyta; Magnoliopsida; Gentianales; Rubiaceae
Source: RefSeq, a predicted model, not a curated record
AUGACCUUCCAAGCUGAGAGGGUGGAUGCAAAACUGAUUGUUGAUAAAGCACAGAGAGAAUGGCUCGAGUAUGAAGCUGAAAAUGAAACCACUGGACGGCCAGAUACAACUUCAGGAGAGAAUGGUCAGUCACAACAAAAAUGGGAACCACCUAAAGAAGGAGUCAUAAGGAUUAACACAGAUGCGGCACUCUCAGCUAAGAUGGUCCGGACAGGCUUGGGGAUAAUUGCAAGGAAUUGGCGUGGAGUGAUAGUAAAAGCAAAAGGCAUCACGGCGAGGAGGAGAGGUGAAGCAACAACCGAGGAAGCAUUGGCAAUAAGAUGUGCACUGGAAAUGGCCAAAUCUGCAAGGUGGACUACAAUAGAGGUCCAAUUCGACUGCAAAUAUGUGGUGAGCCUAAUCAACUCAGGCAAUGUGCAGGAAUGUAAGAUGAUACAAACAAUCCUGGAAGCCAUUGAAGACUUGAAGAAGAGCUUUACAUGCUGUUUGUUUUUGUUUGUUCCCAGAACUGCUAAUAGUUGUAGCCAUGCUAUGGCUCAAUUUGUAGUUAAGUCAGAUAGGAUAAUUGAAUGGGAAGGAUCAAUCCCAUAUUGGUUAUCAGAACUAGCUAGAAAGGAUAUGGGGUUAGUUACCCCUUUUUGUAAUUAA